ACUUACGCUAUUAAAGGCGUAUUAAAUUUUCAUAGGUACAUCUGGACUCCUGUCGCGCAAUCUAAAGUGAUCUAUAAACAUGUUUCACUUCAACGGUAACAGUGGUGAUGGAUAAAUAAGUGAUGUGGAGUUGUUGAGUUCAGUCCGCCUUGUGUCAUCGUGUCGGAACUACAGUGCGCCAUUUAGCUCGCGAUAAAAACACAAGGAAUGUGUUUAUCGUUUCUCGUUGUUAGCUUGAAACGACGGUCAAUAAACCAAACCGUAAUGUGGGUGACGAGAGUUAUUUAGGACAAUUUCAGUAAUGGAAAAUAAUUCAUCAGAUUCCCGUUGUGCAAAAACAAAGUGCAGUACAAGGAAAGGACUAUUUCGAUCAUGGAUUUGGUGCAUUUUAUUGAAGUGCUUUAUCAGUUUACCCUGCAUAUUUUCGAAAUGUCUUGGAGUAGACAUCACUGUUGCUGUGUACCCGCAAGGUGACAUCACUGUCCGUUACGGCGACCCAUUAGAGAUAUUUUGUGUAGGGGAAAAUUAUUUAGCCGACGAUCUCGAGUUUACUGUAGAUGGGAAACAAGUUGAAUCGGAUAUAGUCAACGAAACAACAAGGCGAUUGUACUAUGAAAAGCCAGCCAAACAAGUUAUCGCUUACUAUUGUAAGAAUAAGAAGACAAAUAAGAAAUGUGUCAAUCGAGUGUUGGUUGACUCGCCUCCAGAAAACAUAACUACUUUUAGCUGCUUGUCUAAAAACUUAGAUAUUUUGAACUGCUCAUGGCAUGAAGGUCAUACAUUUAGUAAGAUUAAUUACUCCUUGACAUUCAUAAUAAAUGGAAAUCCAGUAAGACCAUGCACUGUUGAAAAAUUUGACAAAACUCGGUAUUGUACUUGGAACACAAGCAGUAAGCCUCGUUACAGACAGCUAGAAGAAGAGUUCUAUUUCAAUCUGCAAUCAUGUAAUGGAUUUGGCUGCAUUGAACAGAAUAUCACAGUUGACCAUUUUUCAAUUGUCAAACCAGAUCCUCCAUCAAAAUUAAAAGUGUUGUAUAAUGGGACACAUAGUGUUGUAUUGCAAUGGGUCGUACCUAACAAUGUGAAGGAUUUGCUGCCUUGUGGUGUGGAUCAUAAAAUUGAAUAUCAAAUCGCUAAAAUUGAUAAUACUGCUUAUUUCCAUAGUGUUGAUGCUUCAUUUUUGCCACCAAACAAUAAAACUUAUAGGUUUCAAUUAAACAACUUGCCAUAUGCACAUAUGCAGUAUGAGGUUAGAAUCUACAUCAAAUCAAAAAAAGCAGUUAGAGAUGAGUUUUGGUCAGAGUACAAUUACAUAUCAUUUUACACGGACAGUGAGAGACCUGGCCGGCCACCAGAAAUGAUAGCAGGAGGUUUUGACCAAGCAACAUAUAGUAAAAACAGAAUAAUAUAUGUCUAUUGGAAACAAUUAGAGGAGUAUGAAGAAGCUGGUGCAAAUUUUACAUACAAAGUGGUUGUUUCCCAAGGCAAUAAAUCAGAGACCCUCUUGGCUGAUAAGAACAAAAGUUUAAGUUAUGUCUAUCUGGAUGAUGCACCUUUAGAAGCAAUGCAAGUAUCGGUGUGGUCUUACAAUAUGAAAGGACAAUCAGUAAAUAAUAGUCACAUGUAUAUACCUUCUGUAUGGGACACUCGUAAUCUAGAUGUCACCUCAUUCACUAAACUUGCCUAUGAAAAUGGAACCUAUGAGUUAUCUUGGGUCGGGAUAGAUAGUAUAGAUAACUACACAUUAUUUUGGUGUCAACAUAAUGCUACUAAAAUAUGUGCUGGUCGUUUAAAUUUCACUAUUUUAGAAUCUUAUAAAAAUAAUCAUGUGAUACAUCUGCCGGGAGACUACAGGUACCAGUUUGCAAUUUCUGCUAACAAGGGUAGCAAAACUAGUGGUAUGACCUGGGCUAAAUGCGAGAUAUCCAAAGUUGGGAUGGCAAUGUAUGGAUUUAAUGUACAUUUGAAGUAUGAUGCUCCUGGAAAAUCAUUUGUCAAAUUAAGAUGGUCCAUGGAUUGUGCAUUACAGGAUGGAAUUAUUACUGGUUAUAAUAUAACUUACUGCCCUGUAAUACAGACAAGCAGUUUAUGUGAUGCAACUAUUGGAAAUCAGUCGAUUUUCAUCUCUGAUUCAGCUAAAAUGGAAGUUAAUAUCACAGAUUUACUUCCAUUUAGAACUUAUCAAUUCACCAUAGCAUUGAAUACAACAUACGGCUUAAAGACUAUUGAAAAUGCCACAGCUGUUAUUACAACUUCAGAAGAUACACCAACAAAACCAAGAAACAUUACAAUAACUGAUGUAAAAAGUAAUUCCUUAAAUAUAUCAUGGGAUCCUCCAUUGCACAGGAAUGGUAUUAUUGGUAAAUAUGUGAUAUAUAAUUUUGGACAAGAAUUCUAUGUUCAUAAUGUCUCUGGAACUGACACUUCGAGAAGCUAUGUAACACUCACUGGACUUCAGGGCUUCACCAAUUAUUCUUGGACCAUUCAAGCUUGUAACAUUCCUAUAGGCUUAUGUUCCCAAGUUGGACCAAAUGAAGGUAUUUUUGUGAGAACAAGAAUAGGUGCACCUAGCAGACUUAAGGCUCCAACAAUAAGAAAUAACCCAGAUCUUCUGAAAUGGGAUAAACCAGAAAUACCAGGUGGAACUGUAGAUUUUUAUCAAGUAAGAAGGAUUAAAGAUGAUAUGGAACCGGAAAUAAUGAAUUCUACAGAUUUGACACUUUCUGUGACACACUGUGAAGGAGGAAUAAUGAGUGAAACAUAUCAAGUCAGGGCAGUCAACUGUGAUGAAGAUCCCGACCAUGGAGCACUUGCAGAUAAAGAAAAUGUAAAUCUAACCCGAUCUAAUGUUAGCAAUGUUUAUUAUGGGGAAUGGAGUGAACCAAGUACAGUGGCUUGCAGAAGUAGAGAUGGAUUAGCAGUAACAUUUAUAUUAAUGAUUGUUUUUGCAAUAAUUGGUCUUGUAUAUGGAACAAUAAAAUUGUACAAAAGGUAUAAAAAAAUGGAGGAUAUUAAACCUGUUCUGCCCAUUGGUUUAGGAACACCAGAAAAAGAUUCUAAGUAUACUUUUGGAAGUUGGAAUCCAUCUAAUAAAGAUGAUAAGCCAUCAUCUGAUGAAGCAUUACUGCUUCCUGAUAAAACUACAGUGUCCUCUACAGAUACCAAACAGAAAACCAAUGACAACUGUGCUGCUAGUGAUCACACCGAUAGUACCGCAUUAUCUGACUCGUCUCGAGAGCCAGUGGAUAGGCAAGUUUCCACUUCAGACGAUGGUUCUAAUUCAUCACUGCAAUUGGAAGGGGAACCAAUAAAAGACGACGAAACUAAUCAAAAUCAAGAAAUGGACUCUUCAACUGACAUAGAGAGCUUCAGAGAAAAUCCGUCAUACUAUGUUGAUAACAGCUUUAAGAAAAAUCCAACCAGCGGCUACGUGCAACCGGUUGUGAAACCAACAACUGGCUAUGUACAAUCUGCGCCCGCUCCUCAUUUGAGUAUUUCGCAAAUCCCUUCCACACAGCCUGCCAGUUCUAGUUACGUGAUGGCGGGACUGUCUCCACCCGUAUUUAAUUCUGAAACUUCAGCACCGUGUGCGCCGAGUCAACUGCCUCCCUCCUCCGGCUAUGUGCGACCCGAAGAAACACAACCCAAGUCCGUAUUGACGUUUCCAAAACUGGUGACGUUGCCGUCAAAAUUGUUGGGUCCGGAAAGCUUGCCUUCGAUGCCCACCUUGCCAACCUCUGUAACACCCAGUGCGGACAGUAGCUACAUUCAGUUACAGUCGUUGGAUGCCAUUCCUAGUCUUAAGUCGAGCGUACGUAACACUGUGCCAUUGAAACCGUCCGCUUCUAACGGCUACGUGAGUCCAGAAGACGUGGUUAUCAACAAGCACCUAAACAACAUGCUGUACGCGGGACAGCUCGCUGAGGAGUCUGCCGUGCUGGACCCCACGAUGUCCCCCGACGCUUAUUGCCGCUUCUCCUGGAGCACCGAUCCUGCCAACGAUAAUCUUCACUCCUUACUCGCGGAUUCGCGGACAAUAAACACUAAUAAAAAUUGAGUCAAAAAACGACUAGA
This is a messenger RNA of Papilio xuthus (Asian swallowtail), 4074 nucleotides long. RefSeq names its product cytokine receptor domeless. The transcript has a single exon. Gene Ontology annotation, cellular component: dendrite; plasma membrane. Gene Ontology annotation, biological process: protein phosphorylation; axon guidance; ephrin receptor signaling pathway. The coding region runs from base 302 to 4057 and encodes 1251 amino acids. Gene Ontology annotation, molecular function: transmembrane-ephrin receptor activity; protein binding. NCBI's taxonomy places the organism in Eukaryota, Metazoa, Arthropoda, Insecta, Lepidoptera, Papilionidae. The record is from RefSeq and is a predicted model, not a curated record.